UUAUCAGAUUUUAUAUAAUUUCAUAUGAUUGUAUUUUUCGGUAUUGUAUUUUACAGAAAAAUGUAUUGCACUUUUUUUUUUAUAGAUUUGCGAUUUUUUUUCAGUAGCGAAUAGUAAUAAACAUCUUAUAUUCAAAUGGAUUGAAGAAAGAGAAGAAGAAAAUGCAGGAGUUUCAAACAUGUAUAUUGCAAAAAUACAACCUUUGAAAUAUUGUAUUAUUAGCGCAGAACCUACUACAAGAAAGCUAGUAUGGCCAUUGGCUACUUACAGUGGUCUGGGAGCAAAAUUCAGGUUCGUGCGUUACUUGAGUAGUCACAUAUUUAAUGUGUAUCUUCCGAGUGGACUGAUUGUGGUUCUCUCUUUCCUUUCUUUUUGGCUCAAUGUUCGAUCAGUUCCAGCCAGGGUGGCUCUGGGACUCACAUCUCUUCUAACUCUAUCUACCCAAGCAUCACAAGCUCGUUCUCAUUUACCACCAAUCAAUUACCUGACUGCUUUGGAUAUUUGGUUGUUUGCCUGCAUGAUGCUUGUGUUUUUAUCACUUCUAGAAUAUUCUAUCGUAUAUAGUCUUUACAGUAAAAAGAUUCAAGACAGGAAACGUCAUGUUGCUACUGCUUGGAGUGAUAUAAGAUCAAACAGUGUAGUAUCACCCCAAACACUUACAAAGAAAGCGGAAGUUAAAAAGAAACAGUUAAGCGCAAAUAAUGCUUCGCAAAAUGAGCCACUGGGACCAGAUUUCGAAGAAGAAACUCAACUGCUAGAUAAAAUCUGUAGAUUUCUGUUUCCUCUUUGUUUUUUAGUUUUUUCUUUGGCCUAUUGGAUUAACUAUUUAAGCAUAAAUCCUUGAUGUCAAAAUCAUAUUUAAUAUCUUUUAUAGCUAUUUCUAGAAAUAAAAAAAGGGAAAUGAAUUUUCUUAAAAAUUCAUGUAUAAGAAAGGAUAAUGUGGGAGAGUUGCAUCUUGCCCUGCGGUACAUCGAACCAGUGAAAAUCUUAGCGCAGUAUAUAGUUGAUGCCUUUGAAAAAGAGUUUUAUUGAUGUGUUCUAACACAAGUACAAUAUGUUGAUAAGUACCAUAUGUUGCUAUGUACCAUAUGUUCUUGAUCACAACAAAUAAUACUUGACCACUCCAGGUUUCGCCCUUUGUUAUUUUACGGUUACAGAAUAAGUUUCUAAAUUGAUUUGUUUCAAAAAUGAAUCCCUGAAGUAAAUUGAAAAAAGAAUUAAUGUAAAUAAAUAACGAAAUUCCAUUCUAUACCAAUUUUUUUAAAGAAAAAUUCCAUUAUUUUAGAUAUAACCAACUUAAUUUAGAUAUAACAAGCUUGUUGUAUCUUAGACGGUACAACAAGCUUAAGUAAAAUAACUCCUUAUUGUAAAGUUUAAUUUAAUAAGAAACGCGCUCUCGCACCUUGAUCCUGUCAAAAAUAUAAGUAAGACCACAAGUUAGUACCGUUAUAUUUUCCCGUUGACUUCAUUCAAAACAAGUUUUAAUUACGUGAAUAUUUAACUUCCUUCGAGUAACAAAUUCAGAAGAUAAUGACUAUUGUCCAAGGCACAACACCAUUUUACUUAAAUACACUACAGUAUUUAUUCACAAAAAUUCUCACAAGUUAUAUGCAUUUUUUGUAAUUAAUC
This is a messenger RNA of Parasteatoda tepidariorum (common house spider), 1629 nucleotides long. NCBI's taxonomy places the organism in Eukaryota, Metazoa, Arthropoda, Arachnida, Araneae, Theridiidae. The record is from RefSeq and is a predicted model, not a curated record.